Messenger RNA from Dacryopinax primogenitus, 2337 nucleotides. RefSeq lists its product as uncharacterized. The transcript has 4 exons. Gene Ontology annotation, biological process: cleavage in ITS2 between 5.8S rRNA and LSU-rRNA of tricistronic rRNA transcript (SSU-rRNA, 5.8S rRNA, LSU-rRNA). Gene Ontology annotation, cellular component: nucleus. Gene Ontology annotation, molecular function: polynucleotide 5'-hydroxyl-kinase activity. The coding region runs from base 1 to 2337 and encodes 778 amino acids. The record is from RefSeq and is a predicted model, not a curated record. Lineage: Eukaryota; Fungi; Basidiomycota; Dacrymycetes; Dacrymycetales; Dacrymycetaceae.
AUGCUUAGUGCUGUUGCAGCACGAAGAGCGGCAAAGGCCGCUCAAUUAUCCGGAGACUUAGGCAUAGAUGCAGUUCAGUCUUCUCUUCGUCCUGCAGCACCUCCAGCAGCAGUACCAGAACUUGGCUCAAGCUCCGAAGACGAACCCGCUAUCCCAUCCCCAACUUCCUCCCCUGAAUCCCCGAAGAAAAGAAAACGGAAACCUAUACCAGAACAGAAGCCGCGAAAGAAAAGAAAGCCCUCUCCCGUUGAUGGCAUCGAUGAUGAGACGCGGCCUGCGUUCCCUCAGUAUACCCCAAGGGAGAGGGCGUAUUCGCCUGCCGCGCCGGUGGGGCUGGGGGACGACCUUGACGGGACCAUGGAUGUGCAAUUCGGGAUGGAUGAAGAAGACGAUGUUUUGAGUGAAGUGGAUGAGCUGCCUGAGCCUGCUCCAAUCAGGCCGCAGCGCCCCGCCCUCUCCUACCUGCCCGCUUCUACCUUCCUCCCUUCGUCUUCCUCAUUAUUAGAGCUUCCUCCUUCCGCAUUACCCCCUCUCAACCUCAAAUGCGACACUCCCGCCAUUCUUCUUGCACUAAAAGGCGGCGAGACGCUUGCCUUCGUUGGCACAUGCCGCCUUUUGGUCGUCAAGGGGAAGUUAGAACUGUUCGGAACUGUGCUCGAAGUGGACCGGGAAUGCACGACACACGAGAUCUAUGCUCCCAAAAGCCACACAAUUCCCGUCCUUACGGCACUCACUUCCUCAAAAUCGUCACGCACCCUCCCACUGCCGCCGGAUCUCGAAAAUCAAACCGCAACGGCAGAUGCCCUUGUCGUUCUUCAGGAACUGCACUCAAACAUCGAAGGCCUCGGCCGUAUUGUCACUCCAUUCUCUGGAGCUUUCUCCCCUCCAUCUCCUUCCUCGACAGCAGACUGGGGCCUUGCAGGAUUCUAUCCCCUCACGAGCAACACCCCUUUACACGGAUUCGUACUCCCGCCUUCUUGGGAGGGGGCGAUAAACGCGUUCCUCCCCUCGGAGAGCGACACGACGGAAGACCGAUUGAGAGGAAGAGUGGCGCUCGUUCGGGGGGUUAAGAACUCUGGCAAGAGUACCUUUGCCCGGUCGUUGCUGAAUCGCCUUACAAGCCGAUAUCAACAAGUUGUGUACCUCGAACUCGACCCCGGCCAAACCGAAUUCACAGCCCCAGGACUACUUUCUCUGCAUGUCCUUUCCCGCCCGGUGUUGGGUCCCUCCUUCUCCCACCCCCUUCCGCCAUACCGGGCUCACUACCUCGGUUCCUCCUCGCCCAAGUCUGACCCGGCACUCUACCUCACUGCUGUCGAAGCGCUCCUCCAGAGUUUCAGGCUGGAAUUACAGUUCCCUUCCGCUAUGGAAGUGGGGGAUGGGAGAGUUAGCGACGUAGUGCCCUUAGUGGUAAACACCAUGGGCUGGACAAAAGGCCUCGGUGCGCGUCUACUCGAGCAGGUGGAGCAACUCGUCCAGCCUACGCAUGUGUUUGAGUUCCCGGAUUCGGGCGAGACGGCGCACCCGCUAGAUCGGUUUUCGUCCUCCACCUUAACACCUACUGGCAACCGCGAUGACAGGCAAGUGUAUACCCUGGAGCCUGUUCAGCCCAGCCCACGGCUAUCAGCGUACAAUGCCCCUCUUCUCCGAGCUCUCAGUACGAUGUCCUACCUCCACUCGCACCCCCCGCAAGAAGGGCAAAGCACCCGGUGGUCCACCACACCGCUGUGUGCUCAGCUGCCAUACGAAGUCGACCUCCGCACCACAUUCGACAAGAUCGUCCUGCUCGGUCCUGGAUCGGAGGAUGUCGUGCCCGAAGAACUGGGGACGGUACUCAACGGCUCCCUGGUCACGUUCCUAGCCGUCGAUGACGGCUCGGAGCCCCUUCCCGCCCAUGACGGUCACUUGAUGCCGUAUGAGCAGCGCGCCCCUGCUCCUUCACCUUUCACUUCGCAUUGCCUAGGUCUCGGCGUGAUUCGUUCAUUCAACAGAGAGUCAGGCAAGGCACUUGUGCUCACCCCCGUCCCACUCUCGACACUCCCCAAAGCCAGAGUGCUGGUCAAGGGUGAGCUGGAACUCCCAAUCUGGGCAUUCCUCGACCCUAGGCAAGAAGAAGAACAGAGUGGGGUUGCUGGGGUAGAGUGGGAGAGGGUGCCCUAUCUAGAAUUCGGCGGUGUGAGGGGAGUUGGAGUCCUGCACUCGGUUGGGUCACUGUCCACGUCGCUCCACCUUGGGAGGACAUCGGGCCCUCGCGCAGAUGUCGCAGGAAUCGAACGCCUCGGACCCGAAAUUAUAGUUGGUAGACUGCUAGCGAGAUUUGGUACUGAGCGAACGUGA